AUGCGCCCAAGCCGUGCACGGCGGAAGCCGCGGGGCAGGCGGCGAGGAGGCGUACAAGAUGUAGACGAUCGCGAAGAAGUGGAAGAGGACGAGCCAAAGCCGCUCCGAGGUCUCCACUGGUACUUCUUCAGUUUGAGCAUUCUCCUGGUGACGGCGCUGUCUUUCCUGAACUUUAUGUCGCUCCCUGAUCCGCGAGCGCAUUCGCUGCUGAGUGCUGUGUUGUUGAAGCGCCAAGCAGCGAUAGCCGGGGAUCCGCAUUCCAACCCGUCGAUGUCGGCCAUGAGCGACCAGGAGCGCGUGGCUUUGCUCAAGGCAGCCGAGGAGGCAUUACAAGUGCCGCUCCCCGUGGUGAAGACCGCUACGGGCGCGCUGCCCGUCGCUGGUGCGGCAACGCCUUCGCUCCGAGGAGCAAGCGGCCUCUUCGAGACACCGAGCCAGCUUUCGGAUCGAGAGCAGCUCGACGCGCUGCGCUCACGGUCACGGCAGGCGGCGGCAGCAUCUGUUUUGGGGCCAGCUUGUGCAAAGGGAGGCCUUGCAGUUUUUUCGGGGGAGAGCUGGCUGCAGCUGGACGAGAUGGUCGACUCAGACGAGAUUACCUUCGGUACUUGGAUCUAUGUGCCCAGCAUGCCGGAGAGCUUCUUUCCAACGUCCUCCGAGUCCAUGAAGACGAUAGCGGCCAACAAGUUCAGCGGAUGUGCUACCAGCAGCCGGGGGUGGGCAUUCUUCAUGCACGAAUGGGCAACGUCCAAUCGACAACUCCGCCUGUCAUGGACGGACCACGCAAGUGGAUGCAACGAGAUCUAUUCGGGCGUUUCUCUGGUUCCCUACGAUGCCUGGGUCCUCGUCGGCUUCAGCCUUUCCAAGGCGAAGAACAGGGCCAGCAUUGUCAUGAACGACCAGUUGGUUGUGGACACGCAGCGGGGGAUCGGGAACUACGUGCGUCAGGGGCGGAUGAUGCAAAUCCAGCAGGCUUCUCUCGCCGACCGCGUGCUGUCAGACAGCAAGAAGCUCUUGCUGGGAGCACACGUUCUCGCGCGACCUGAAGAGAUUGCUCAAGCGCACGGUUUCAUCGGUUUCAUGGGCGACGUGCGUAUCUUCCGUGCUUCCCCUGAUGGCAGCACGCUGGUCAACUUGUUGUCUUGCAGCUCACAGGAUGUACUCAGCGGCAGUGCAACAACAUGUGGCUCUCAAGCUGCUGUGUCGGUGAUGGUGCAGUUCCAACAGGGCAGUGAGUCCAUCAACUCUAUCACGGGAACGCGGCUGCAGCCACAUCUGACCACUCGCGGUACGAUGGGAGAAGGUCAGCCAAACCCGGUCCCCAUCGUUGCCUUUGCUGACAAGGUCCUCCACCCACUUCUGCAGAAGCCCCCGGCAGAAAGCAUCGUGACGCUGCCGGGCACAACUCUGGACCCAGAGGCUUUGCGGAAGACAUGGCCGAAGGAGUGGCUGCUGCGCUUCUCCGAGGCUGACCUGGCAAACUCACAGGCCGAGGCGGACGCUUGGGCCUCGGAGGUCAGAGCCGCGAUGCAGUUCACCUGGAAAGGCUACAGGGACAAGGCGUGGGGCCACGACGAGGUGAUGCCGGCCUCUGGUCGGAUCAAGGAUUGGUGCAAGAUG
This is a messenger RNA of Symbiodinium sp. CCMP2456, 1617 nucleotides long. Lineage: Eukaryota; Dinophyceae; Suessiales; Symbiodiniaceae. The record is from the annotation of a GenBank genome assembly.